Messenger RNA from Knipowitschia caucasica, 2340 nucleotides. The record is from the annotation of a GenBank genome assembly. NCBI's taxonomy places the organism in Eukaryota, Metazoa, Chordata, Actinopteri, Gobiiformes, Gobiidae.
AUGACAAGAAGCGCUGAUGUUGUUGAUAUCCUUCCCCUGCAUUCAUCGUGGACGUUUUGGCUUGACAGAUCUUUACCUGGAACAACAGCUGCUGAAUGUGAAUCCAACUUAAAGAAGAUCUACACGGUGGACACAGUCCAGGAUUUUUGGAGAGUUUACAACAAUAUCCCAAAUGUUCCAAGCUUGCCUUUACGCUGUAGCUAUCAUAUGAUGAGAGGGGAAAGAAAGCCACUGUGGGAAGAAGAAAGUAAUGCUAAAGGUGGUGUUUGGAAAAUGAAAGUACCAAAAGAAUACACGGGUAUUGUGUGGAAAGAGCUUUUAUUGGCCACCAUUGGUGAACAAUUCAGUGAUUACUGUGCUAAUGAUGAUGAAGUGGUUGGUGUCAGUGUCAGUGUCAGGGACAGAGAAGACGUGAUUCAAGUCUGGAAUGGAAACGCAUCUUAUGUGAACGAGUCAACUGUUCUUGGGAAGAUCUAUGAGCUGCUCCCACAAAUCUCAUUUAAAGCUGUCUUUUACAAACCUCACAUGGAACACCAUGCUUUUGAAGGAGCAGCCUGGGUUAAAGAUCCUCCACGCCUGCAUCAGUCCGUCAGUGACGUCCAGAUGCAUGAGACUGGGUCAGAACCAGCCAGCCACAGCAUUCCAGCAAGUAAGAUAGACAACGGGCACAACGGUGAGAAUGAGAGUCGAGUGAGGGGCAGCCAUACUCCCACGCAGGAGGCACCACGGGUCCCAGUGUCUCUGUCGAUGAUGACCCCUCCAGCUGAAGCUCCUCAACAGUUCCAAGCUUCUUCACAGCAGCAGAUCCUCAGUCCACAGCAGCUGCAGGCUCUGCUGCAGCAACAGAAAGCACUCAUGUUACACCAGCAACAAAUUCAAGAUGUCUUCAAGACUCAGCAGGAGCAACUUAAUCUCCAGUUGCUACAGCACAAGAAUGUUGGAAUUGGUAAUCAGGAGCUCUCUCCUCUGGCCAUCCAGCAGCAGCUGCUGCAGGUGCAUCAGCAUCAUCUGCUGAACCUGCAGAGACAAGGCCUGCUCUCUGUGCUGCCCACCAGCACCUCUGCCCUCUCCAGUUGUGACAAUGGCAGUGCUGUUGGUGCAGAUACAAGGGAGUCUUCAUCUCAGUCUGCCACCAACGGUCAUCAUCACCAGCUCCUCAUGAAGAAAGAAAGUGGGUCUCAGGACGAGCACACUCAGGCCAGCCACGCUCUGUACGGGAACGGGAUGUGCAAGUGGCCCGGCUGUGAGACUGUGUUUGGAGACUUUAAUGCCUUUCUCAAACAUUUAAACAGUGAGCACACUCUGGACGACAAGAGCACCGCACAGUGCCGUGUGCAAAUGCAAGUGGUUCAGCAGCUGGAGCUACAGUUAAAAAAGGACAAAGAGCGACUUCAAGCGAUGAUGGCUCAUCUGAAGUCUUCGGAGCCCCGAGCCGCCGCACAGCCUGUGAAUCUAGCGAGUUUGCAGAGCUUCUCCCAGUCGCCGCUUCCCAAAGCCGCUCCUCCCAUGAGCCUGUCCCAGAGCGCCACCGCCCCCUCCACCCCCGUCACGCCUCACUCCGACUCCCCCUCCGUCCUCACCCCCAACAGCGUGUUCAGCGGGACCCCGGUGAGGAGGCGCUACAGCCGCUCUGUGAGCCAAGGUACUGAUAUCGUUGACAAUAAAGAGUUUUACCUGAGCACAGAAGUCAGACCUCCGUUCACAUAUGCGUCGCUCAUUAGACAGGCCAUUUUUGAAUCGCCUCGCCAACAACUGACACUGAAUGAGAUCUACAACUGGUUUACUCGAAACUUUGCCUACUUCAGGCGAAAUGCAGCUACUUGGAAGAACGCAGUUAGACACAACCUCAGCCUCCACAAAUGCUUCGUCAGAUUGGAAAAUGUGAAGGGGGCCGUGUGGACGGUGGACGAGAUCGAGUUUCACCGGAGACGGCCUCAGAAGACUGUGGGGAACGGAACUGUAUUAAAGAUUCCCCCGGGUCGACAGAGUGUGGCUGGCUCUGCUUCUCAGAGCCUGGGCCUGGACAGUGGCAGCCCCCUCUACACCAGUGCCUCCAUGGGCAGCAUCCCUCUGCAUUCCCUGCCUCACGUUCUCCAGGAGCAGAUGAACGGAGUCCUCGCCAACGGCUCCGGAUACCAAAGCGACAGCAGCGCCACCCAGUCCCCUCCCCAGUCUUUCUACAUCAAAGAGGAACAGGAGGACGAGGAGAUCUGCGACAACUACGCCUACGAAUCUCCCGAGAGCAACGACGACCCGGUCCACAGCCCGGAGGGGAUGCAGCAGGAGGACAGGAGCCCGCAGAGGCCCAGCUUUCACUUCGAUCGCGUGCCUUCGCUCUGA